This is a messenger RNA of Cooperia oncophora, 231 nucleotides long. The record is from the annotation of a GenBank genome assembly. Lineage: Eukaryota; Metazoa; Nematoda; Chromadorea; Rhabditida; Trichostrongylidae.
AUGAAGGAAGCCGAAGAACAUCUCAAAGGAAUGGAGAAAUGUUGCGGAUUGCAGACGAUUUCGAAAAAACUCAGAAAGCAAAAGCGCCCCCUAAAGAAAGACGAUGAUGGUGGAGUGAUCUCAGAUCAGCCUAGGAUCACUGUCGGCGAUUCCUCAAUGGGACCACAAGGAGGAUAUGUGACCAGGAUCACCAAUGACGCACGCGAAGAUGAGAUGGACGACACUCUUUAA